This is a messenger RNA of Pelmatolapia mariae (spotted tilapia), 1044 nucleotides long. RefSeq names its product chemokine XC receptor 1-like. Gene Ontology annotation, cellular component: external side of plasma membrane; membrane. The record is from RefSeq and is a predicted model, not a curated record. Gene Ontology annotation, biological process: immune response; positive regulation of cytosolic calcium ion concentration; cell chemotaxis. NCBI's taxonomy places the organism in Eukaryota, Metazoa, Chordata, Actinopteri, Cichliformes, Cichlidae. The coding region runs from base 1 to 1044 and encodes 347 amino acids. Gene Ontology annotation, molecular function: C-C chemokine binding; C-C chemokine receptor activity. The transcript has a single exon.
AUGGAUAACGUAGAUUUCCCCAGCACCAGCCUUGACUCAACCUCGUACACCUAUUAUUAUGACAACGAUGAACUCUGCAACAAAACAAGUGUCAUCCAAUUUGGAGCGAUCUUCACUCCAGUCUUUUUCUCCAUUGUGGUGAUCCUCAGCAUCUUUGGCAACAUCCUGGUCCUUGUGGUCCUGGUCAAGUUUGAGAAUUUGAAAUCCCUCACCAACACCUUCAUCCUGAAUCUGGCUGUAUCAGAUCUCUUCUUCACAGCUUCUCUGCCCUUCUGGGCCUACUACAACAUGCACGGAUGGACCUUAGGGGAGCAUGCAUGCAAAAUAGUGAACUUUAUCUUCUGCCUUGGAUUCUACAGCAGCGGUAUCCUCCUCAUCCUGAUGACUGCUCACCGCUAUAUAGCUGUUAUAAAUCCUCUGUCUGACAUUGUUUCCACCACAGGCCUUUACAGUAUUGUAGCAUCUGCGAUAAUUUGGGUCGUUAGCAUCCUGGUUUCCAGUCUAGCUUUUGCUUCCACCAAAGUUGCAGAGUCAAAGUACUGUGUAUAUGCCGAUUCUUUUUGGAGCUUGUGGGGAAUCUACCAGCAAAACAUCCUCUUUCUAAUUACCUCAGUGGUAUUCAUGUUUUGCUACACUCAUAUCAUGUGCAGGUUGCUUCAUCCUGUGCAAAGAAGACGAAACAAAACUUUGAAACUAAUUUUUAUUCUCAUGGUUGUUUUCCUUGUUGGAUGGGUACCUUACAAUGUAGUGAUAUUUCUGCAGUCAUUUUCCUACUGGCCCAGAGAAAGUGAGUCAUUAGAGGAAGAUUGUCAAUAUAGCAAAAACCUGGAUUAUGCGCUUGAGAUUACUCGACUUUUUGCCUUUUCACAAUGCUGCCUUAACCCUGUGUUUUAUGUGUUUGUGGGGGUUAAAUUCAAAACCCAUUUGAAGAAAAUGCUAAAGAGCUUGGGCCACAAGAAAAACAAUAACAGCUUUCGCAACAGACAAAGCCGGCACACAAUAACAUCAGUAACAAGUGGUGAGGAGUUGUCAGUGGCACCUUGA